UAUCUUUUAACAGGAGCGAAUGCCAAAAAAUCAAAAGGUAUUGUUGUAAUUAACAGUGGCAGCGCCAAGGUCGAAUCUUUAGAGGAUGAUGAGGUCUACAAAAGAUUUCAAGACAUUCCUCGAUUUCUACCCAUUUUACGUCAUUCAAUCGGCAAGAAAAAUAUGUCGCCAGGCGACAAUCAUCACCGAAUGAGCAGCCGACCAUUAUAUCGGAUGGCGUCACGUUUUCAGAACCACUUAAAGUUGUGUGCUAAAGCAGUUGCUUCAGAUCAAAAUGAAAUAGUGACUGCGAUAAAGUCGGUGGAUGCAUCUACUACUGCUGUCUUGAAUGUUUUCUCGGAAAAAAAACGAGCCAUUGACAAUUUUAAUAUGCAACUGGAGAAACUGAACAAACUGUACGAUGACAUGCUUCAUGUCCAGGUAAUGCUUGAGGAAAUCGUCCCAAUGGCGGAGACAUUGAACGAGCUGUUAGUUCCGUCAGAACGUCUUCCACCGUUGUCGUUUAGCAAAGUUCUUGAGCGUACUCCAGUGUCAACGUCGGCAAGUUCGUCUCAGCAAAGUACUCCAAGACAUAUUCCCGGCGGUGGCACUUCCUUACCGGCACCUUCAAUUCGUGAUAAACGUCCUCACAUAGAACCUAUUGAGGAAGUCAAAGUUGUUGACAGGAUGAAGUAG
Angiostrongylus costaricensis is the source of this 675-nucleotide messenger RNA. The record is from the annotation of a GenBank genome assembly. Lineage: Eukaryota; Metazoa; Nematoda; Chromadorea; Rhabditida; Metastrongylidae.